This is a messenger RNA of Apiotrichum porosum, 603 nucleotides long. RefSeq lists its product as uncharacterized. The coding region runs from base 1 to 603 and encodes 200 amino acids. The record is from RefSeq and is a predicted model, not a curated record. The transcript has a single exon. NCBI's taxonomy places the organism in Eukaryota, Fungi, Basidiomycota, Tremellomycetes, Trichosporonales, Trichosporonaceae.
AUGUAUGCUCCACCAGCUUCGCGCCUCUCGAGCAGGUCAGCCUCGCUGGCAUCCUCGCGCUCCCGCUCCCGCUCUCAAGCCGGUACGGGCCGCUACUCGUCGACCUCGCUCGCUCUCGAUAGUGCGGCGGGUUCAUCGCGCGCUCCUCUGCCCGAGGUACGCAACCUCCGCAACGCGACUCGCAGCGUGUCGGUCGCCACACCCACACCUGGUCCCUCGUCACGACGUGGCGGCACGGCGUCGAGAGAGUACAGCGCCACACCGGGCCCAGGACCCAACUCUGGCGUACGGUCGAGGCAGCAGCCGCUGUUCAUCCCACGCGACACCCCGUUUGGCGAUGACGAGGAAGACGAGGACGAGCACGAGGCUUAUGCGGAAGCAUUACGUCAAGGCCGGAUGCGUCUACCCUCUGUUGCCCCUCGCGAGGAAGAUGAGGAUGACGAGAACCCCGAAGACCAGCCAGAGGGCAUGAUGGCUAUUGGAGAGAGACUUGUACGCGCGAGUGAGAUUGAGGAAGGCGUCAUUCGUAACGCUGGUGGAUGGGAGGAGAGGGUUGAAGGAGAGGAGAGCGCGGUGUUUGGUAGGGAGGAGCCUGGAGACUAG